Messenger RNA from Acaulospora morrowiae, 270 nucleotides. The record is from the annotation of a GenBank genome assembly. NCBI's taxonomy places the organism in Eukaryota, Fungi, Glomeromycota, Glomeromycetes, Diversisporales, Acaulosporaceae.
GAAAACGAAAUCGUUGAAAAGGAAUUCAAAUUAUUGAAUGAUGACUCAAAUAUUUAUAAAUUGAUUGGUCCUGUACUGGUCAAACAAGAAAAAUCAGAGGCUACCUUAAACGUGUCAAAACGACUGGAAUAUAUUAGAUCUGAAAUAAAACGCGUGGAAUCUCAAAUCAAAGAUUUAACUGAAAAAUUAGAGAAAAAGAAACUUGAAGUUGUUGAAAUUCAGGGACAAUAUUCAUUAAGCCUGCAAAAAUCCGAAGCAGCCACCCAGUAG